AUGGCUGAGAAGCUGGGACCGGCUGGGCCUAAGCCCGCCAGCGUCCGCCCUGCGCCCUCUCUGCCCCCCGAACCCAUAGACAUCAUCCGCACCAAAGCCCGCUCCCGCAGAGUCCGCCUUAACGUCGGAGGCCUCAACCACGAGGUGUUGUGGCGAACCCUGGACCGGUUACCCAGGACCCGACUUGGCAAGCUCAGAGACUGCAACACCCACGAGUCCCUGAUGGAGAUAUGCGACGACUACAGCCUGAAUGAGAACGAGUACUUUUUCGACCGGCACCCGGGGGCGUUCACCUCCAUCCUAAACUUUUACCGCACGGGCAAGUUGCACAUGAUGGAGGAGAUGUGCGCCCUGUCUUUUGGCCAGGAGUUGGACUACUGGGGGAUCGACGAAAUCUACCUGGAGUCCUGUUGCCAGGCCCGCUACCACCAGAAGAAGGAGCAGAUGAACGAGGAGCUGCGCAGGGAGGCGGAGACGCUGAGGGAGAGGGAGGGAGAGGGAGAGUUUGAUAACACCUGCUGCCCAGACAAGAGGAGGAAACUGUGGGAUCUCCUGGAGAAGCCCAGCUCCUCUGUGGCUGCCAAGAGGGCAUCGGGAAUAUGGGGAGAUGGAGUGGGGACGGGGUGGGAGAGAGUCAUCAUUCUGAAGGCUGUGAACACCAGUGCCUUUGCUGUUGCCCACACACGCUAUAAAGAGCUGGUGAAUACCUAUUCCUGUGAGAUCGAGGAGUUUGUGCCACUACAGAGAGCCGGAAUGCUGGUCGUGACAGGGUUUCUGUGCCACGUGUCAACGCAGGGGGCAAAUAGUGAGGGGAAGCACCCCGAGGUUAGAACGGGGAAGUAUGUUUUAAUAAGCUCGUGGAACAUGAGCAAAGUCCCAUCCCUCCACAUUUUGGGGAUUCAGGAGUGGAACGGCAAAGGCAUGGCCAUGAUGAGCCUUGAAAGUGAUGGAUAA
Messenger RNA from Menidia menidia (Atlantic silverside), 954 nucleotides. NCBI's taxonomy places the organism in Eukaryota, Metazoa, Chordata, Actinopteri, Atheriniformes, Atherinopsidae. The record is from the annotation of a GenBank genome assembly.